AUGAUUGUUGUUGGUGAUUUCGACAAGGAUCAUCGAUUGGAUCUCGCUAUCGCAAACUUCGGUACAAAUAACAUCGGUAUCCUUCUUGGAUCCGAAAAUGGCUCUUUUACAAGUCAAAAAACGUUUUCAACUGGCUCUUCUCGUCCCAUUUGGAUCCAUGUAACUGAUCUCAAUAAUGACACAGCAUUAGAUAUUGUUGCUGCUGAUUAUGGCACACACAGUAUAAGUAUAUUUGAUGGAUAUGGAAAUGGAAGCUUUGCAAAAUCAGGCACGUAUUCAACGGGCUAUGAUUCUUUUCCUUUUUCGGUUGUCAGCGGGGAUUUUAAUAACGACCAACAGCUGGAUCUUGCUUUCACUAGUUAUGGUACAAACAAUAUUGGUAUACUCUUUGGAAAUAGUAAUGGCACUUUCGCAAAUCUAAGCACGCUUUUGACUGGUUCUGAUUCCCAUCCAUACUGGACUGCUGUGGGCCAUUUAAAUGACGAUGAGACGCUAGAUAUCGCGGUCACCAAUAAUGGAAAGAAUAAUGUCGGUGUUUUUCUUGGGCAUGGCAAUGGAACUUUUGGACGUCAAACGACAUAUUCGCUUGACGCUGUUUCUCCAUAUUCUAUUGGCAUUGGUGACUUCAAUAAGGACAAUCGGAUGGACUUAGUCGUCACCAAUAAUGGUACUGACAAUAUUGCUGUGCUUCUUGGAAAUGGUAACGGUACUUUUGUAAAUCCAACAAUGUAUUCAACUGGAUCUUCUUCUUCGAUCUACAUUGCCAUAGGUGAUUUCAAUAGAGAUGAUCGUUUAGAUAUUUUCGUCAUCAAUAAUGACACGAGCACCAUAGAUAUCUUGCUUGGCUAUGACGAGGGCUUUCCGGUUCAAACUAAAUAUGACACUGGCUAUUCACCACAGUGGGUAAGUAUUGGUGAUUUUAAUAACGACACCGUACUGGACAUUGCCGUCACCAAUUAUCAAGAAAACACUGUAAAUAUACUUCUCGGAUAUAGCGAUGGCUCUUUUGCAAAUCGAACGUCAUAUUCAACUGGGUCUGGCCCAUAUUCUGUAGUUGUUGGUGAUUUUAAUAAUGACACCCAGUUGGAUAUGAUUGUCACUAAUUCUAGAGGUUACGACGUAAGCGUAUUUCUCGGAUAUGGAAAUGGCUCUUUUACAGAUCAAACGACAUAUUCUACCGGUGCGUAUCCGUAUGGUUUAGCGGUUAGUGACUUAAACAACGACACCCAAUUGGAUAUCGUCGUCACUAAUUAUGGUGACAACACGAUAAGUGUACUUAUGGGAUAUGGCAACGGCUCUUUUGAAAAUCAAGUGACAUAUACAGCCGGUGUUACUCCACACGAUGUAGCUGUUGAUGAUUUUAAUAAGGACACCCGAUCGGAUAUUGUUGUCACUAAUAUGGAUGGCAACACUGUAAGUAUACUUCUAGGAUAUGGCAAUGGCUCUUUUGCAAAUCGAGUAGAAUAUUCAACUGGCGCUUAUCCAGAUCGUGUAGUUGUGGCUGAUUUUAACAAUGAUACCUGUUUAGAUAUCGCGGUCACUAAUUAUUUUGACAACACGAUAAGUGUACUUCUCGGAUAUGGUGAUGGCUCUUUUGCAAUGCAAAAGACAUAUUCAACUGGCAAUGGGCCAAUCGGCUUAGCUGUUAGUGAUUUCAAUAAUGACACCAAACUAGAUAUUGUUGUGAGUAAUGCUGGAAAUAAUACCAUAGGUAUACUCGUCGGAUAUGGUAAUGGUUCUUUUGCAAGUCAAAAGACAUAUUCAACCGGUACUUAUCCAUUAAGUUUAGCUGUUAAUGAUUUUAACAAUGACACACGGCCAGAUAUCGUCGUCACUAAUCGUAAGGAUCAUACUGUUAGUGUUCUACUUCGUCAUGACAGAGGAGUUAUGAAGAAUGAAAUUACAUUUACGCUCAGUGCUGGUGCUCAUUUAGCAUGCGUUGCCGUUUCUGAUUUCAAUAAAGAUAACCUAUUGGAUAUCGCCGUUGCUAAUUAUGGUAGUAGUAACCUAGGUAUCAUUCUCGGAUAUGGAAAUGGUAUGUUUGGAAACGAAUUGAUACUUUCAACAGGAUUACAAUCUCAUCCUUACUCAAUUAUAAUUAAUGACUUCAAUAAAGACGAUCAAGUGGAUAUUUCAGUAGUCAAUCAUGGUACUAAAAAUCUUAAUACAUUUCUGGGAAGGGGGAACAGAAUGUUUGAAAGUCAAGCAAAUUAUAGCACUAGUUUCAAUGUCGCUCCAUUGGCUCUUGGUGCCGGUGAUUUCAAUAGUGAUGAACGUUUGGAAAUUGUUGUUGCAUAUGAGGAUAUUGAUAAUUUGGAUAUAUUCUUUAUGUAUGAUGUCGGAGAUUUUUCUCAUCGAACGACAUACUCAACUAGUCUUUGGCCAAGCUAUGUAGCUUUUGGUGAUUUUAAUAACGAUACUCGACUAGAUUUCGUUGUUACUACGGAGUAUUACAAUAAUGUAGCUGUAUAUCUUGGGUAUGCUAAUGGCUCUUUUGCAAAUCCAACAACAUAUUUAGUUGGCAGGUCCUCAUCCCGGGUAGUUGUUGGUGAUUUUAACAACGACGACCGAUCAGAUAUUGUCGUCCUUAAUUUUAGUGACGACACUGUAAGUGUACUUCUUGGUUAUGGCAAUGGUUCAUUUGCAAUACAAAAGAUAUUUUCAGCUGGCUAUAAUCCAUGUCAUUUAGCGAUUGGUGAUUUUAAUCAGGACAGUCGACUGGAUAUCGUCGUCGCUAAUUAUGAUUACUAUUCUGUAACUAUUCUUCUAGGAUAUGGCAAUGGUUCUUUUGCAAGUAAGAUCAAUUAUUCAACCGGUUCUCGAUCAUUCUCUGUGGCUGUUGGUGAUUUCAAUAAUGACACCCGACAGGAUAUCGUCGUCGCUAAUUUUAAUAACAACUCUAUAAGUGUUCUUCUGGGAUAUGGCAAUGGCUCUUUUACAAGAGAAGUGAAAUAUUCCACUGGCACCGCACCAGUAUGGGUAGCUGUCUAUGAUAUUAAUAAUGACAGCCGACUGGAUAUCGUCGUCACUAAUCGUGAUGACAACACUGUAAGUAUACUUCUCGGAUAUGGUAAUGGUUCUUUUGCAAAUCAGACGACAUAUUCGACAGGUAAUCUUCCACUCAUCGUAGCAGUUGGUGAUUUAAAUAAUGAUAAUCGAUUGGACAUUGUUACCAAUAAUUAUCGUGACAGCACUGUAAGUGUACUUCUAGGAAACGGCAAUGGUUCUUUUGCAAAUCAAAUGACAUAUUCCAUUGGUACUACUCCAACUAGUGUAGCUCUUGUUGAUUUGAAUAACGACGGCCGACUAGAUAUUGUCUCCCCUAAUUAUUACAACAGAAGUAUAAGUGUACUGCUAGGAUAUUUCAAUCAAGUUUUUGUUAAACAAACGACGCUCGUCACUGGAAAUAGGUCUCGACCAAUGUCAUUUGUCACAGGACAUUUUAACAGUGACAAUCACUUGGAUAUUGCAGUCGUAAAUUCGGGUACUAACACCAUGGGCAUUUUUUUGGGAUAUGGUAACGGCUCUUUCACAAAUCAAAAAGCAUUUUCAACUUGCUCUACUCCAGUGUCUAUUGCUGUUGGUGAUUUCAAUAAUGAUACCAUAUUGGAUAUCGUCGUAGCUAAUUCUGGCAAUGACACUGUUGGACUAUUUCUUGGAUACAGUAAUGGUUCUUUUUCAAGCCAAAAGACGUUUAUGACGGGCUUCGCAUCUUUGCCUUGCAUGGUCGCUGUUGGCGAUUUCAAUAAUGACACUUUACUAGACAUUAUCGUCACCAAUUAUGGCGCCAACAAUGUAGGUGUGCUGCUUGGAUAUGGUAAUGGUUCCUUCGCUGACAUAAAGCUUUUUUCGACCGAGUACGGAUCUCGUCCAUUCUCGGUUUCUGUGAAUGAUUUUGACAAUGAUGGGAAGCUAGAUUUCGCCGUCGCUAACAAAGGUGCCGACAACAUAAAAAUUUUCUUACAGACUUGUUAAUAUUGGAACUUCUAACUUGCGUUUUUUUUAUUCUAUUCACUAUUGCUAACUUUUACUUAGCGUUAUCAACAAAGGAGAAACAGCAGACUUUUGUACUUCAAGUAUGCUGUUUCUCCCUUGGUUAUCAAUAUUUCCUGUAAGUUUUUUUUUUCGUUUUUAAUAUUUACCUCUUAAUUUAUAUAUUCAUAUAAACUAUGAGUGAGCGCAGGAUAAUGCAACAAAAGGGAAGUAGCCGAUUGUCGACAGUUAGAAAAAAUGAAAUUGAAAUCAAUUCAAGUUAUUUUUAUGAUUAUUUAAGUUUUAUGCUUCUACUCAUGUGUAGGUGAAAAAAUGCACAAGAGUUUUACAUAACGAUAUUGAUAUAGUCCUGUUAUGUAAUGAUGCAUAUAAAUAUAUUAAUUUAUUUUGAAUUCAUUCCAACCAGUAAUGACAGUUCAUGAUGAUAUUCGAAAACCUUAAUUUUUCCUUCUUUGUAAUGCUGUUCGAGUUGAUCGAGCUUAUUUUGUAGGGCACAUGUUUUCUGUGCCAUAUUUUUAAGUUGCCGCAAUUAGCUUAUUAAUGAAAGACUAAAUGUUUGGAUGCUUCUUUUCGAUUCGUUUAUUGAAUCAACAAUGCCAGGCUGCAAUGAUAUGAUCUCCUGACUUUCCUAAAUACUGAUUAAUGUACUCAAUAUGAAUAUAAGUCGAGCACAUUCAAUCGUUGUAACAUCAAUACUUGAUUUUGUUUUAGUUUUGUUUAGUAGAUAAAGCAACCCGUCACAAACCAAAAUCGAUUUCCGUUUGUUUCUGACCGAAAAGCUGAGAACAGGAGAAGUACACAUAAUAAAAUAGAAGUGAGAACCAACUUCAAAUAGAUAAGAUACAAUAAGGUGUGUGGGUGUGGGUGUGGCUGUGUGGGUGUGGCUGUGGGUGUAUGUGUGGGUGUGGGUGUGUGGGUGUGGCUGUGGCUGUGGGUGUGGGUGUGGGUGUGAAUUAGUGCUAAUGAAACAUACCCACACCCACACCCUCAAAAUUGGGUUUUAAAAUAUUCUUUAUUUUUAUUCAAUAAUUUUAUUCCAAUUAUUCGAGUUUACUUCAUAAUUCGCCUUAAUUUCAGAAUUUUUUGAUCAAAAUUGAUCGUCCACUGAUUGAAACAAAAACUAAAAUUCGCCAGCUUUUUUUUUUGACUAAGACAGCAAUAAUGAAUGUCUACGUUGUGAAUUUUAAAAAAAUUACUAAAUAUCGACUUCAUAAUUCCCCGUGCAAAUUGAUCGAAUAUCCCAUAUGCACGUCAUAUUUAUUCCAUAAGUAAGUUAUACGGAAUCUUAAAUAAAAUAAAAGUUCUUGUAUCACUUACCGAGAUAUAGAAAGUUUUCUUUUUUGAUGACUUUUUUUAUUAUAAAAAAAUUUUUCUCAUUAGAAAAAAUAUAAUUUUUAGUGUUCAAAAAAAUAAUCUUUUUCAAGAUGAAAAAUAUUAUUUCUUGUGUCUAAAAGAAUAUUUUCUCUCUGGACAAAAAGUAUUAUUUUCAGUUUUUAAUAAAAAAAGCGUAAGUACUAUAAUUCUUAUGAAUUAAAAAGGUCGUUUUUAUAUAGGAAUAAUAGUUCAUAUUUAGCUCAACUGUUCGACGAAAGUGAAUCGUAAGUAACCAUAUUCUAACCUAUUUUUCUGCUUAUGUUCGAUAGAUUUCGAUGGCUCGAAAUUUAUAUUCGAUGGGUCUGGACAACUUAGAAUCGAGACAUCUAUCGGACAAAAGUUCAUUUUUUCAAUGAAAUUUCAACCCAUCGGAAACGAUUAAUCGAGUAGUUGAAAAUUACUAGUAAAAACAACCUAUCGCCGAGUCCUCGACUCAUCGGAAAAUGGCAAACCAAGGGGUCGAUUUGAAAUUUCGAUGCCCAACGGAAAUCAAAAUCGACGCAUCGAAAUAUCUAUCGAAUGGUUGGUUGGGUAGAAACAGAAAAUCAUAUUGAGUAAGACAAAUAAAAACGCACAGCAAAUGCAAGAUGAAUAUUAUCACAGAAUUUAUUUGAGUUUGAAGAGGCAUUUAGAGGGUGUGGGUGUGGGUGUGGGUGUGGGUGUGGGUGUGGGUGUGGGUGUGGGUGUGGGUGUGGGUGUGGGUGUCGGUGUGGGUGUGGGUGUGGGUGUGGG
Messenger RNA from Rotaria sp. Silwood1, 6099 nucleotides. The record is from the annotation of a GenBank genome assembly. Lineage: Eukaryota; Metazoa; Rotifera; Eurotatoria; Philodinida; Philodinidae.